AUGGCGACGCUGGAGUUUGGCUACUGGAAAAUUCGCGGCCUCGGUGCCGUCUGUCGUAUGAUUCUGGAGUACAAGGAAGUUCAAUUCGAAGACAAGCAAUAUGCGGAUGGAGACGCCUGGUUUAAGGGUAGGAAGCCUGAGCUGCUUGCCAAGAAUCCUCUGGCAAACCUUCCUUACCUUGUUGAUGGCGACAAGGUCGUUUGCCAAACGAACUCCAUCAUGAACUACCUGGGCGAGAAGUUCAAAAUGUGCGGGACAGACGAGGAAGCGAAGCUCAAGAACAACCAGCUCCUGUGCGAGAUCUACGAUGUUCGCAACGGAAUGAUCGACUUGGUCUAUCCCUUCAAGCAAGUUACUCGUAACAAGGAGGAGUUUGAGGCUCUUGCAAUCAAGAAAGUGGAGGACCCUCCUUUCGCCAAGUUCGAGGCCUGGCUCAACUUCUACAAGACCGACUUCUUCUGCGGGGCUGAGCCCGUCACCUGCGAUUUCCACAUCUGGGAGAUGUUGGACCAACACGAGAUGUUGGCGAAGAAGAUGGGUAAGCCCUCCAUCCUCGACAAGUUCCCCAAGUGCCAUGAGUUCUACAAGCGUUUCCGUGCUCUUCCUACCCUCCAGAAGUAUUUUGCCAGCGAUUCCUACAAGCUUGAUGUCAACAAUCAGCUUGGAGGAGCUUGGUUCUACUAGAGGGUCUCCUCAAAUCAUUCUAUUGUUC
This is a messenger RNA of Guillardia theta CCMP2712, 712 nucleotides long. RefSeq lists its product as hypothetical. The coding region runs from base 1 to 684 and encodes 227 amino acids. Gene Ontology annotation, molecular function: glutathione transferase activity. NCBI's taxonomy places the organism in Eukaryota, Cryptophyceae, Pyrenomonadales, Geminigeraceae. The transcript has 4 exons. The record is from RefSeq and is a predicted model, not a curated record. Gene Ontology annotation, biological process: glutathione metabolic process.